Limanda limanda (common dab) is the source of this 4039-nucleotide messenger RNA. It is a transcript of the gene slc36a1, whose product is annotated as solute carrier family 36 member 1. Gene Ontology annotation, biological process: L-alanine transport; proline transmembrane transport; glycine transport. Lineage: Eukaryota; Metazoa; Chordata; Actinopteri; Pleuronectiformes; Pleuronectidae. The coding region runs from base 180 to 1625 and encodes 481 amino acids. The record is from RefSeq and is a predicted model, not a curated record. The transcript has 12 exons. Gene Ontology annotation, molecular function: L-alanine transmembrane transporter activity; L-proline transmembrane transporter activity; glycine transmembrane transporter activity. Gene Ontology annotation, cellular component: vacuolar membrane.
AUCAGCGGACAUGUUUAUGAAAUCACUGGUCUGCGGUGACAGCCUCCGGUGAAUCGGCCCCUGGAGAGAAGAAGAGGCCGCUGACAGGAGCCGUCGAUGCUGGACUCUCUGAUCCAUCAGCUUUAGGAUCUGUGAGGCCGGAGACAGACGACCGCUCAGUCGUCCAUCGAACCAGCGACAUGAUGGCCUCCAGCGACGUGGACACCCGGGUGGAAGGGUCUUUGCUUUCCGACCAGAAUCCAUCAGAAAUGGACGCUCUGUGUCCCUCGCCCCCCGGACCCACCCGACCCCAGCGCCACUACGAGAGGAUCGGAGGGCAGACGGGAACUUCGUUCUGUCAGACUCUGAUUCACCUGCUGAAGGGGAACAUUGGGACUGGGCUGCUGGGUCUGCCUCUGGCUGUGAAGAAUGCAGGUCUGGUGCUCGGCCCAAUCAGCCUCCUGUUCAUGGGGGUGAUCGCAGUUCACUGUAUGAGGCUGUUGGUCACAUGUUCUCACCACCUGAGUGCAAAGGUGAACCGGCCGUCUCUCACCUACGGCGAGGCGAUGCAGCACGGGAUGGAAAACGUGUCGUGGCUCAGGAGACAUUCCCACUGGGGAAGACGAAUCGUGAACGUGUUCCUCAUCAUCACGCAGCUCGGAUUCUGCUGCGUCUACUUCGUCUUCCUCAGCGACAACGUCAAACAGGUGGUGGAAGCAGCCAACGCCACCACCUUCAACUGCUACAUGAACUACACCAAUCAGACGGAGGUGGUGGUGCCGAGCUUCGACUCGCGCCUCUACAUGCUCUGCUUCCUGCCGGCCGUCGUGCUGCUGGUCUUCACCCCCAACCUGAAGUACCUGGCCCCCUUGUCCCUGGUGGCCAACCUGAUGAUGUCAGCCAGCUUGGUUCUCAUCUACUGGUACUCCAUCACGAACAUCACAGACCCCACCAACCUCCCGAGAGUGGGCAGAGCCAAAGACUACCCCCUCUUCUUCGGGACGGCCAUCUUUGCCUUUGAGGGGAUUGGAGUGGUUCUUCCCCUGGAGAACAAGAUGCACCGGCCUCAGAGCUUCACCCUGGUUCUGUAUGUCGGGAUGAGCAUCGUCACCUUCCUCUACAUCAGCCUCGGCACCAUCGGGUAUCUGUGCUUUGGAGAGCACGUCGUCGGGAGCAUCACGCUCAACCUGCCAAACUGCUGGACUUACCAGGCGGUGAAGCUCCUCUACUGCUUUGGCAUUUUCAUCACCUUCGCCCUGCAGUUCUACGUUCCAGCGGAGAUCCUCAUCCCGCCGGUGCUGGCCCGCGUCUCUGAGAGAUGGGAGAUGGCCGUCGACCUUCUGCUUCGCACCCUCUUGGUCAUCUUCACAUGCGCCCUCGCCGUCCUGAUACCGGAGCUGGACCUGGUCAUCUCGCUGGUGGGCUCGGUCAGCAGCAGCUUCCUGGCGCUGAUCUUCCCUCCGCUCCUGCAGCUCGUGACUUAUUACCCCGAGGGUCUGUCGCCCCUGGUGACCGGCAAGAACACGCUCAUCAGCCUGGUGGGUCUGAUCGGAUUCCUCACAGGCACGUACGCCGCCCUGGAGCAGAUCGUCACCCGGAACUCCCUCAAGCACGAAGAGACCUUGUCCUCCUACAUGGUGCACUGAGGAGGAGGAGCAAGGAGGAAAAGGAGGAGGAGGAGGAGGAGGAGCAGUGACUCUCAGGAGGUGGGGCUGAACCACCAGGACAUUCUAGGGCACAUUUUAAGGUUUUGUUUUUCUUCUUUGACCUGCUGCUGUCGGACACAGCAGCGUUUCAGGAUCAGUCUCUGAAGUGUUGAGGCCGUGUGACGCGUUGUGUGACACUGUGUUACAUUGUGUGACGCUGUGUUACGUUGUGCGACGCCAUGUGACGCUCGAUGUCGUGUUUCAUUCGGUCACCUCCGUACUUCCGUGACCUGUACCUACUCACAUCUCGUCAAUCACAGCCUCUUUGUGCAGUUUCAUGAUAACAAAAUGAUGGUUAAGGCUAAAUAAUUCCUUCGUGUACAGAAUCAAGGGUUUUCGAGGUUCAGCCUGAACAUAUAUAUAUAUAUAUAUUAUAUAUAUAUAUGUUUUUAAAUAUUUCAGUCAGAAAAUCCAACUACCUCACAAACUGGUAUCGAUUUGGUCUUUUAAAACGUUUCCAAACCCCUUCGGCCCAAACAGCGUCUCGCUUAGAUCUUCUCUAGUUGAACUAAUCAUGCAGAAAAAAGUUUGUAUUAACAAUCUUCAUGUUGUGUUGCACUUUAAUUCAUGCCUUACUCUGUGAACCAGAACGACUCUGAGGGUAGUUUAGACACAAAUUUGCACAAACUGUAAAUCAUUUAACUGAAAAAUCAGAACAAAACUACGACGAAGUAUAAAUGGAAUAAACACGGGGGCUAAGAGAAUAAAGUCCUAAUAUUACAAGAGGGAAAGUGUGAUAGUACAAGAAUUAAGUAAAUCUGAAUAUUUGAAGUAAUAUGAGAAGUGGAGGAGGAAAUGUUUGUUCGUGGGCGACUGAGGUCGGUGGUUCGGUCUCAAAUUCAAAAGCUUUCAAGAGUUUUACAAAGAGUGAAACUCCAGCGAGCACAGAUUCUCCUCGACUCUUAUUUCUCAAAAUCUUACUUUCAACAUCACAUCACACUUUAUUCUUUGUUACGACUUUAAUCUUUAUUCUUUAUUCUUGUCCCCUAAUAUUCUGUCAAACAAACAGUGUUGUGUAUCAAAAUGGUUCUGAAUUUGAAUCCAGUUCUACAUGAAUUAGAACAUUCAGUCUUUUGCCUUUUGCUUUUCACUUUAUCAGAUCCCGACAGUGAGAUUCUCACCUGCUCGGUCACACUGACCAAAAGAAAACAGAGGAUUCCUCAUCGUGUAAUUCAGACAUGUGUGUCUCAUAAGUAUGAUCAUGAUCAUAAAACGAGCUUCGUCUUAUAAUAACACAAAUAUACAAACUUUAGUGUGAUCGUUUUAUCUAUGGAUAUGUAACGGACUGUAAACACGUCUACUUCCUCUUACUGUACAAAAAUGAAGCCAAAAUAUCUUGGAUACGAAACCAGUCCCAUAUUGAGCAGUUUGGUCCUGGUCCCAUCCACUAACAUGGAGGAGGCGGAGUUUAUGACCGGUACCGCAGCCAGCCACCAGAGGGAGAUCCAGAAAUUUUGGCUUCACUUUUUCAGGAUGAGUCAUGUCGUCCAUCUUUCUUUUCGGUGUCUGGUCCAGAUGUGUCAGGAUGUUGUGGUCGGGUCGUUUAAAAACAAAAAAAAGGGAAGUUUCUUAAAUGUUGUUUGUCAAAUUUGUUUUUCUUUGUUUAUCCUUGUGAUGAACUUUAAUAAUCAGCCUCAACAUCUGCAUUGAAAAUGCUGCUUUAAAAAAGGACAAACUACUGAUUCACGUAAAAUCUUAAGGAAAAUAAACAUUUGACGAAAAAUCUAAAAGAAUAUUUAUAUUUUAUUUUUCAUUUACGUUUUAAAAGCCAGGAUGUCACAAGAAACCAGAUUUUCUGAACCAAACUUUAAUAUAUUUCAGCUUGAACAAGUUCAUUUAUGUGGGACCUCUUCUGUGUAACAAUUUCUUUUUUUUUUCUGUCUUUAAAACUUUAUUUUUAUGAUCCGAUUCUUUUUUUAAAUGUGUUUUUGUUUAAAUGUAUUUACAAAGAUUAAUUCUGUAUUUUUAAAUAGUUUUUUAUUCACCCAGCAUGCAUCUGUUAGAGCUUACAACUAAGUUUUAUUUCAGUUUCAUCACAGAGACUCUGCAUGUCAUGUAACAUGUAUGUAGAAAAAAACUUCUCGCCGAGCUGCAGGAAUCAGGUUCGUUCUCGAGCUUCAGUCGAGCGACGAAGGAGAAACGUGGAACUCGUCACUUUGUCCUUUGUCUCGAGUCUCAUGUGUACAGAUGUUGAUGGUUUGUGUCACAGCUGAAUUAGAUUUUUGUGAAUAUACACGUGUACAAAUGUAAUCUUUGAUGACGACGGAUCUCUUCAACCAGCUCAGUAUUUUUAAAUCAACCAGUUCAGUCCAUCACAGCUUGUCGCUCAGAGUAAAUAACAGUUAAAAUACCAA